UAAAAAUAUCAAUGUAAUUGGUAAGAAAAUGAUCUCAUUAGAUGUCACUUCGCUUUUUACAAAUGUUUCUCUCACAGAAACUAUGUUUUUUAUGUGACUAUAUUGAAAACAACAACCUUGAAAUGUGUAUCCCUAAACAUUAUCUAAAAGAUUUACUUCUACAAUGUGCGCUCAACGUGCAGUUUAGAUUUAAUGAUGAUUUCUAUAGACAAACAAAUGGAGUUGGGAUGGGUUCUUCAGUGGGCCCUCUCUUGGCUGAUUGCUUAAUGGCCAAUCUAAGGAAUUCUGUACUUCGUCCAAUAAUUGAGAGAUUUCAUUUAUAUAAGAGAUGUAUGGAUGAUACUUUCAUUAUUUGUGAAGAAGACAUGGACCUAAAUAAAGUUUUGAAAAGUUUUAACAACUGUCACCCUUCAAUUCAAUUCACCUUAGAAGCAGAGGCAAAUAAUGAGUUUCAUUUUCUUGAUGUCCGGUUAAAAAGAAUGCCUGAUGGUUUUUUAAAGCGAUCUAUAUACAGAAAACCUAACUGGAAUGGGCAGUACACUAAUUUCCAUGGUUGGGUUGCAUUGAGUAGAAAGAGGAAAUUAAUUCACUCUUUAUCCUCUAGGAUCAGAUGAAUCUGUUCCACUGACACGAUAGAUGAGGAACUAAUUCAAGUUCGACAAACUCUAAUCAGAAACGGUUAUCCACCUUGAUUACCCCUUGAUUAGUACGUAACCUCCUUU
Schistosoma intercalatum is the source of this 722-nucleotide messenger RNA. Lineage: Eukaryota; Metazoa; Platyhelminthes; Trematoda; Strigeidida; Schistosomatidae. The record is from the annotation of a GenBank genome assembly.